AUGGCUUCGGUAGAUGAAGCCCUCUCGAUUGAUCGCGAGAAGACGACUCCUUUCCACCUGAAGCUAUUCUACCGUCAGAACUCGUUCCAUUCACUGUCAGACUUUACUGUUCCUUCUGUGCCGUCUACGCUAGAGACUUCGACUGCCGCCGGCGCUCCGCUUCCCCCCCAUCUCCAGAUAUACACCUGGCAGUCAUGCUCCCUCCGUGAGCUUGCGCACCUACUCACGUCGACAUUACCGACAUUACUUCCUGAUCCGGCUGUGGGAACAAGACUGAGCUUCCGGUUAGUCUACCCUGACACAAGAAGCCAGGCUGGGGCCAGACCGGGAGAUGGUGGAGACGGGCGUGGAAAAUACACAAGCAAGGACAUCGGGAGCGUGAUUGUGAGGCCCAAGAAAGGUCAGAGUGGCGGUGGUGCCGGCGAAGGCACGAGUGAAGGGAUAUCACUUGGUGGAGACGAGGCGGAUAAGGUGCUGCACGACGCUCGGUUCGUCAUAGGCGACUACAUUGACUGUGCCAUCCUACCACCGCUCGCUGAUGGCUCCGUGGCGCCUUCAUUGCCGUCUCGAGGACCGCCUAGUUCCUCGAUAGGAGGAGGCAUGAGAGCCUUUGGAGGAGGACCAUUCUCGCGGGACGCCAGCUUUUCAUCAAGAUCUAGACACGGCCCAGGCUCUUCUGCGAGGAGCGGCGGCAUGUCUGGUCCGAACCCGGCAAGCGUCCCCAGCGGAGAGUGGAGGCGCGGUGAGAGAAUACCGGAUGCUGGCGGGCGUGCCUACGGCCGAGGAGCAAGGGAUGGGGGGCGGUCAUACUGA
Microsporum canis CBS 113480 is the source of this 813-nucleotide messenger RNA. RefSeq lists its product as hypothetical. The transcript has a single exon. Gene Ontology annotation, cellular component: nucleus. The record is from RefSeq and is a predicted model, not a curated record. Gene Ontology annotation, molecular function: transcription corepressor activity; transcription factor binding. Gene Ontology annotation, biological process: negative regulation of DNA-templated transcription. Lineage: Eukaryota; Fungi; Ascomycota; Eurotiomycetes; Onygenales; Arthrodermataceae. Bases 1 to 813 code for a protein of 270 amino acids.